ACGAUGGGCGGGUUCUUCCCUGAGAAGGUUAAGUAGCCCGCAGCUGAGCAGAGCGAGCAUUCCGCACCAGUACCUCCUCUGACUCUCUCACCACCUCUCUGUCUCUGAGUCGCAGGGAAACUCGGACUUUUAUACCAAGGCUAAAUUUAGGGGGCUGGCCGGUGCGCAGCGUCCCCAUCCUGGACGCGCUUCCUUCCCCAAGCCUCGCAUUGGUCUGAUCCGUGCAGCGACGCAAUACUUAUAAGAAAAGCAGCUACUUCCAGGCACACAGCUGCAUAUGAGUGAGGAGCAGCAGCUCAUCGGACGGCAAAAGAAGUAACGCGCUCUGUAGCUUUUUCUGGAGACUCGGCGUACUCUGGUGAUUUCCUUAAAAACAGAUAAAGUGUUUUUCUACUUUUUUAAAUAACGCAUGGAAAUGGCCUUGAGUGGGACCAUUUUACCAUCAAUCUCGACGUUUGCCAACCAAAAGGAGAAAUGUUGGGAAGAUAGGUGGAAGGGCGACAUAAGCAGCGUGUCCAACAUGGACAGCACCUGCCUGGGCAGGAAAGACGAAGAAGACCUGGAUAAGUUCUUGGAUCUUGAGUUUAUUCUGGCUAACACCGCCGUCUCUGACAGUGCGUCGGUGUCCGGGACGGUGGCAGAAUCCUAUCGGCUCCAGGAGUCCGGGGCGUCCGUGUAUCACCACCACCACCAGCAGCGGCACACCGCGAUGCCCCAGCAGCCGGCCAAUUACACCUCUGUCCCAGACAUGAACAGCCCACCGCCGCCCUACAACAGCCUGAUGGCGGAGCUCCUUCGCUCCGACGUGGAUACCAGCUUCCUCCCUGGGAACAGCCCAGGCAUCCAGGGCAGAUUCCUGAUCAGCUCCACGCCUUUCCAGCCCAAUCAGGAUUUAUUCCCUGAGCUUCCGAGCAUUAAAGUGGAGCCAGCCUCUAUGGACGCGUACGGACCUGUUACUGGUCUGGUGCCUCAGAGCUGCACCAAAAUCAAGCAAGAGGGGAACGUCUCCUGCAUGAUGUCAUAUGAGCAGCAGCCUCGGCUGGCCAACUCCCCGCAGGCCGCCGUGGGUAGCAUGACGCCGCCCCUUAGCCCGGAUGACCUGAGGAGCUCCGAGUGUCACCAGCCCCAGAUAUGCAACUCCACCUCGCUGACGUUCCCGCAGAGCUUCCACCCCCACCACCGCUGCGCGCCUGGGGGAUUCCCUCACCCACACAACGGCAUGCAGCUCCCGUUCCCCGGGGCGCACCAUCACCACCAGUUCCCCGGCAUGUUCGAGGAGGACGCGGCCAUGGGCAUGCAGCAGCAGCCAGCGGCCGGCCAGCGCGUCCUGCUAACCCCGCCGUCCUCCCCGCUGGAAAUGAUGGACGCCAAGCCGAAGAGGGGUCGCCGGUCCUGGCCGAGGAAACGGACUGCGACGCACACCUGCACUUUCACCGGCUGUGGGAAGACCUACACCAAGAGCUCCCACCUAAAGGCCCAUCUCAGGACACACACAGGAGAGAAGCCCUACCACUGUAGCUGGGAGGGUUGCGGUUGGAAGUUCGCUCGCUCCGAUGAGCUCACACGUCAUUUCCGGAAGCACACUGGACACAGGCCGUUCCAGUGUCACCUGUGCGAGCGGGCCUUCUCUCGCUCGGAUCACCUGGCCCUGCACAUGAAGAGGCACAUGUGAGGCGGGUCCUGAGGGACAGACCUGGAGGAGACAAGGACUUCUAUGCACCGAUAAAGAGAACUGUAAUAAUCCUGUGACCAGCUAUAGAAGAAUGCUAUGCAAACAUAUAGACGCAGGUUCCUAUAGGAAUGUUAACUAUAGUGGUACCAUAACAGCAUAAACUGCCAUACAGUAUGACGAUGCCACUACUGACUACACUGUAAUACCUAUAGGUUCAUUAUAGGAGCAUUAUAGUGAUUUUUCAUUGGGGCAAAGGGAGCAUCACGGGAAGCCCUCAAAUUAUAUUUUGUAAAAAAAAAAAAAAAAAAAAAAAAAAAAAUUCUAUUUAAAUGUUAUUUUUGAAAGUAAUAAAUCACAAAACAAUGAGGAAAUACAGCCAGAUAGGACAGAAACAGAGCAACUCUGUUCAGACUGAAGUUUUUUAACUAUAAAGUUGGAUAUGUAGCUGGUACUACUUUUGUAUGGAGUGCCGUUAGGCAACAAAUUAAAGGAACAUUCCACUCAACAUGUCAGGCACAUGCCACUGAAGCAACUGGAAACAGACAAUCCCUCAAAGAGUGAUGAUUUUUGUUUUGUAUUUUCCCCAUUAGUGCCUUCUAUAACACAUUAUUACACACAUUACGAGUGCCAUAUUCUCCACUGGCUAGAAGAUAAUCAAAGAUUUAUUAUGUGUGUUAUUUUGUAAGUGUAAACAGCACGUGAAAUAAGCUUUGAGACAAUGUUUUGUUCUAAAACUGCCUUUCAUUCUGUCCUCCCUGAAGGCUUGAAUAGAAUGUGUCUGUGAGUCUGUGUUAUCUACUAGCAUUUGAAGUCAGGGUCUUAGUCUCACAGAAGUGCAUGCCAUCUCAACACCACCUGAUUGACAAAGGGCUACUCAGUCUUUGGCAAAAAAGCCUUGUUUGUUCGUGUCUUGAAGAAAUGUACUGCCUUGUAAAUAGAAUCUUUUUUAUAUAAUGUAAAUAGUUUAUUUUAUUGUACAUAUUAAACUAAAUGACAACAUGA
Messenger RNA from Dicentrarchus labrax (European seabass), 2674 nucleotides. Its product is annotated as Krueppel-like factor 2. Gene Ontology annotation, molecular function: DNA-binding transcription factor activity, RNA polymerase II-specific; RNA polymerase II cis-regulatory region sequence-specific DNA binding. The transcript is spliced from 3 exons. Bases 410 to 1672 code for a protein of 420 amino acids. NCBI's taxonomy places the organism in Eukaryota, Metazoa, Chordata, Actinopteri, Moronidae. Gene Ontology annotation, biological process: regulation of transcription by RNA polymerase II. The record is from RefSeq and is a predicted model, not a curated record.